Messenger RNA from Haliotis rubra (blacklip abalone), 2182 nucleotides. RefSeq names its product beta-1,3-galactosyltransferase 5-like. The transcript is spliced from 3 exons. Gene Ontology annotation, molecular function: hexosyltransferase activity. Gene Ontology annotation, cellular component: membrane. Bases 666 to 1805 code for a protein of 379 amino acids. The record is from RefSeq and is a predicted model, not a curated record. Lineage: Eukaryota; Metazoa; Mollusca; Gastropoda; Lepetellida; Haliotidae.
UAUGACCUGCCAAACGAUUGCGGCUAAAGGAAUGUUUAUAUUGAGAUAAGUCGCCGGCGCUCCAGCUCCAACCAUCAAUGGAUCAGUCGUCCCCGCCACUGUCGGCCCCAGCUAUGCAGUUCCACCACCGAACACGUUGACGCUUGAAACACGAAAAUUACGCAUUACCAUGGUAACGUUCUAGUGUUCUGUGAGUAUGGAAUCGGACGCUUCCUAGAGAGUCAAUAUUUCUGGCAUGAUGCGUCCAAGUAAUUGAACAUUUCGGAAUAUACAAUGUGUUUCGACAGCAUCGUCCGAUCUCAACUAAGUGAGGCGACCAACCAACUAGCUUUAUCCUCAGAUGCAUGUGGAUGCGAGCCCUUGUUUACAAUCAGCGCAGUCAGAUACUAUCGCCUAUAUUAACUGGACCCACUCCUCAGUGAUUCUACAGGCCAGGAACAUCCUCCUUGUGUUUGACCGAUACCUCCUGCCCGUGUGCUGCUUGAGACGUUGGGAUGUUUCUGAGCUGGAGAUCAGUGGGUGAAGAAAUGAGAGAUCAGUUGUGUUGAGAGUUACCGCUUCGACGAAAGGUGGUGUGAACGCCAUGUUGGAUGACAUAGGGUGAAAGCGAGGCUGCGCGUGACCCCGGUGAAGAACCUGCCGUCCCCGAUGACGCUCCCGAGAGAAUGUUUCCUCGGUUAUCCACUGUGUUCAGGUAUGCUACCCUUCUAGUGCUCAUCGUCGUCUCGGCCAUCAUGAUCUUCCAACUAGGAACAAACAGUGACGUCACUUCCGAAGAGAUUAUACUUCCUAUGGAAGUGUAUGACGUCGAGCCUAUUCGUCGGGGAGACAUCAUGACGUCACUUCCUAAACACACUGCCCGGUCCACCACGGCAAUAGAAGAUGACAGUACGGACGGACAUCAACAUAAAUCUGCGAACCCUCAUUCGUUCGAAUAUCGUAUCAACCCAGUCACACAGUGCGCAGGACAGGAAGUGUUCCUUGUGACUUACGUUCACUCAGCUCCCGCCAAUUUCAAAAAGAGGCAGACAAUACGGGAAACGUGGGGGCACCAUACUAUCCUCAAGCGCCAUAAUGUUAGAGUCGUUUUCAUAAUGGGAACAGUCCCGGAGGCAUACGUGAUGAACAUGGUAGACAUGGAAGCGAACAGGUACGGUGACAUCGUGCAAGAGAACUUCGUAGACAGCUACAGGAACCUCACCCACAAAGCUAUUGCAGGAAUAAAGUGGGUGUCUUCCUAUUGCCCCAAUGCUAAGUUUGUCCUCAAAACUGAUGACGAUAUUCUAGUCAAUUUCCACACAUUUCUAGAGUUUAUUAAAUCCACUGUGCAGAAAGCCUACGGGACUAAAGGGUUGAUUGUGUGUAAUCAGUGGAUUCGUAUGAAAGUCAUGAGGGACAAGAGGUCCAAGUGGUACAUUCCGAAAGAAGAUUUCCCGGAGGAUUACUUUCCGCCAUAUUGUUCCGGUUCUGCGUAUCUGAUGAGCGCAGACGUUGUGGACGGGAUGUACAAGGCGUCAAUGACAACCCCGUUUUUCUGGGUAGACGAUUAUUACAUUACGGGUAUGUUGAUACAGAGGCUGAAUCUCACUCAUCGGCGGUAUAACCAAGCGUAUAUUCUCAAUCCGGGUGUUGUGGUGGACAAGUUUAACAACGAUAAAGAAAACAGUCUUGUGUUUUUCCAUGUCCACAAACUGAGAACGAUGUAUCAACUCUGGCGAAACAUGACAAUGAAACACUUACACAAAAUGUCAUUAAGUGGUUCCGUUACCAAGCCGUUCAGGCCGUCCUCCACGCGAUCUGUAUGAGGGAAGACUUACCGACCGCAGAGCCUAAAGACCUUUUGGGACCGACCAUUCCAUAAGGGAAGGGGACCGGUUAUUUACAAAAAUUGUACCUAAUUUCUUUUUAGAUACUUCAUUCUUUUUAAUAAGAAAAACCGCAAAACGUUGGUUGUUCUAACCAAAUGUGCUCAUCCUCAGCAUUAAUCUAUAACCCUUUCUAUAAAAUGUAUUAAUAUCUUCAAAAAACAAAAUUCACCAUCCCACUACCCCGCUUUCGCUUAUGAAAUGGUUUCUCCCUUAAACGUGUAAACGGCGUGUUUGUUUCUUAGCACAUUUGUACAUAAGACUUAACUGUAUGCUAAGGUUACCCUAAGGCUAUCCUAAGACCCUGUUCUAUGUUA